This is a messenger RNA of Mesoplodon densirostris (Blainville's beaked whale), 1554 nucleotides long. It is a transcript of the gene CHRND, whose product is annotated as cholinergic receptor nicotinic delta subunit. The transcript is spliced from 12 exons. Gene Ontology annotation, biological process: signal transduction; monoatomic ion transmembrane transport; chemical synaptic transmission. The record is from RefSeq and is a predicted model, not a curated record. Gene Ontology annotation, cellular component: synapse; neuron projection; postsynaptic membrane. Gene Ontology annotation, molecular function: acetylcholine-gated monoatomic cation-selective channel activity; transmembrane signaling receptor activity. NCBI's taxonomy places the organism in Eukaryota, Metazoa, Chordata, Mammalia, Artiodactyla, Ziphiidae. The coding region runs from base 1 to 1554 and encodes 517 amino acids.
AUGGAGGGGCCCGUGUUAACGCUGGGGCUGCUGGCUGCCCUGGUCGUGUGUGGCAGCUGGGGCCUGAACGAGGAGGAGCGGCUGAUCCGGCACCUGUUUGAGGAGAAGCUUUACAACAAAGAGCUGCGGCCCGUGGCGCACCAAGAGGAGGCCGUGGGGGUCACCCUGGCCCUCACCCUCUCCAACCUCAUCUCCCUGAAAGAAGUUGAAGAGACCCUCACCACUAACGUGUGGAUUGAGCACGGCUGGACAGACAGCCGGCUGAAGUGGGAUGCCAAAGAUUUUGGGAACAUCAGCGUCCUGCGUCUGCCCUCUGACAUGGUGUGGCUCCCAGAGAUAGUGCUGGAGAACAACAAUGACGGCUCCUUCCGGAUUUCCUACUCCUGCAACGUCCUCAUCUACCCCUCAGGCUACGUGUACUGGCUGCCGCCCGCCAUCUUCCGCUCCUCCUGCCCCGUCUCCGUCACCUACUUCCCCUUCGACUGGCAGAACUGCUCCCUCAAGUUCAGUUCACUCAAGUACACGGCCAAGGAGAUCACCCUGAGCCUGAAGCAGGAUGAAGAAGAUGGCCGCUACUACCCCGUGGAGUGGAUCAUCAUCGACCCCGAGGGCUUCACAGAGAACGGGGAGUGGGAGAUAGUGCACCGGCCGGCCAGGAUCAACGUGGACCCCAGUGCCUCACUGGACAGUCCCAGCCGCCAGGACGUCAGCUUCUACCUCAUCAUCCGCCGCAAGCCGCUCUUCUAUGUCAUCAACAUCCUGGUGCCCUGCGUGCUCAUCUCCUUCAUGAUCAACCUGGUCUUCUACCUGCCGGCGGACUGUGGCGAGAAGACAUCUAUGGCCAUCUCGGUGCUCCUGGCCCAGUCUGUCUUCCUGCUGCUCAUCUCCAAGAGGCUGCCAGCCACGUCCAUGGCCAUCCCCCUCAUUGGCAAGUUCCUGCUCUUUGGCAUGGUGCUGGUGACCAUGGUCGUGGUGAUCUGUGUCAUCGUACUCAACAUCCACUUCCGCACACCCAGCACCCACAUGCUGUCUGACGGAGUCAAGAAGAUCUUCCUGGAGACCCUGCCUAAGGUCCUGCACAUGUCCCGUCCGGCAGAGAAUGGACCCAGCCCUGGGACCCUGGUCCGGAGGAGCAGCUCCCUGGGCUACAUCUCCAAGGCAGAGGAGUACUUCUCGCUGAAGUCCCGAAGUGACCUCAUGUUUGAGAAGCAGUCAGAGCGUCAUGGGCUGGCCCGGCGCCCCACCACCGCACGUCGGCCCCCAGUAGGCUCUGAGCAGGCCCAGCAGGAGCUCUUCAGUGAGCUGAAGCCAGCUGUGGAUGGGGCCAACUUCAUCGUCAACCACAUGAAGGACCAGAACAGUUACAAUGAGGAGAAGGACUGCUGGAAUCGGAUAGCCCGCACAGUGGACCGACUCUGCCUGUUUGUGGUGACACCCAUCAUGGUGUUGGGCACAGCCUGGAUCUUCCUGCAGGGCGCCUACAACCAGCCUCCACCUCAGCCUUUCCCCGGGGACCCCUUCUCCUACCGGGAGCAGGACAAGCGCUUCAUCUAG